Molecule: messenger RNA, 4167 nt
Organism: Anneissia japonica
Lineage: Eukaryota; Metazoa; Echinodermata; Crinoidea; Comatulida; Comatulidae
Product: nuclear transcription factor Y subunit alpha-like
Exons: 9
Coding region: 160-1143 (327 amino acids)
Biological process (GO): regulation of transcription by RNA polymerase II
Cellular component (GO): CCAAT-binding factor complex
Molecular function (GO): RNA polymerase II cis-regulatory region sequence-specific DNA binding; DNA-binding transcription factor activity, RNA polymerase II-specific
Source: RefSeq, a predicted model, not a curated record
CUACCAUUGGUUAAUCGCUAGAGCGUCUUUCAUAGGCUGUCUCUUGGACCUGGGGUUAUUCCUAUUCGUUGUACGAUUGACAAAGUCUCGUCUUUUGUAACCAAUCAGGAAAGUUUCAUUCAUCAACAAUCCACUGGUGUUAAGUAUUCCAAAUUCAUCAUGGAUACAACAUCAGUUGCCCAAAGCAUCAGCACAGAUCAGCUGAACAUCCAGGCUUUACAAGCCAACCAGUCAGGCCAACAAGUACAGGUUGUUCAACAGGUUCAGCAGGCAGCACAAGGUCAGGUUGUACAAGUCAGCGGUAAUCAGAUUGUGGCGGGCGAUCAGCCAAUAACAGUGCAGAUGCCAGGAAACAAUCAGGCGCAAGCUGUACAGAUUCAACAAGUGGGUCAGACCUUACAGGUCGCUGGUCCUGGGGGUCAGGUUCAGCAGAUUCAACUAAUUCCACAACAAAUGCAGGUGCAGUCAGUGGCCGGAGGUCAAGCAGGUCAAAUUCAGCAAAUUUACAUACAGCAACCUCAGGGUCAGCAAGGCACACCUCUUCAGCAACUUGUUACAUCAGAUGGGCAAACAGUGAUGCUGCAACCAGUGGCAGGUUCAGAAAAUGCCGUAACUUUACAACAAGGCCAAGGUUUGAUCCAAGUGCAGCAGCCAGCUACCACACAAACCACCAAUAACACGACUCCCACUGCUAUUGCUGUGCCAGUCAACAGUGGCGGUGCUAACACUGGAAGCGUAGUAAUGAUGGUACCUGGAGCAAGCGGAGUAGCCACAAUGCAGCGGAUACCUCUCCCAGGAGCGGAACUAUUAGAAGAGGAGCCGCUGUAUGUGAAUGCCAAGCAAUACCACCGUAUUCUAAAAAGGAGACAAGCAAGGGCUAAGCUCGAGGCUGAGGGUAAAAUACCUAAAGAACGAAGGAAAUAUUUACAUGAAUCCCGCCAUCGCCAUGCAAUGAACCGUGUUAGAGGAGAUGGAGGGCGUUUUAAUGCAGGAGUUAACGAGCUAGGCGAACCAAUUCCGCAAGAGGUUGGCACUUACGAUAUUAAUAAGAUGUUUGCAGGUACGGGAGCAAUGGGUGAAAACCAAGGACUUUCAGAUCAUCAGAAUAUGUCGACCGUCUCAGCCAUAGGUCACAGUAACUAAGGUUGCUUGAUUAAUGGACCUUUCCACUAAACCCCACCCUUGGAUGUUGUUGCUAAGGUCCACAAAAACAAUAGCAUAAACGUACCUAAGCAUGUGCGUUUGUGGGACAAACACGUUUUUGCGGAGAGGCGCAUAUUCCUGGCCCUGUUCUGAUUGGUCAGCUAAGUUUGAUUGACACUCCGGAAUGUUCGAUUUAAUACAGUGCACACAAGGUCUGAUGGAUCGUCAGAUAAAUCCUAAGGAAGAUCUUGCUGGUUGACAGUUGUGCUUAGUGGAGAAUCCAGCAUAUAGAAGACUUGGCAAGCCUGAGUCUUUGGAUAUAUCUUUUCUCCAUGUCUGGUUAUACCAAUCAAAACCUGUAUUCUUAGUACACUUAUACCAAGCCAGAACUAUUUAUUACAGGUAACUGUAUUGCAUAAUGUAAGUGCUGCGAUAUGAUAUGAUAUAAGGUAAAAUAUAUUUUCUUGCUACGUUGGAAGCAAGAUGAGAAUAAUGUGGCACUACGCUUGCUUGCAAAGCAGGUAGCAUAAUGCCAACAGGAAGCAAGAUGAGCACUUUGUAGCACUCUUGCUAAGCAAGGAGGUAAUGGUCAACUGAAAGGAAACCAGUAUAAACUUAGUAGUGCUGUGUUGUGCUACUUAGUGCUACUCUCUUGCUUGUUGCCUACCAGUGCAGUUGACAUUGUUUAACCUCAAAGGUGUGCUGCUGUAGUGAAGAAAUGAAUGCUCAAAACUAAACCACUUUCAUAAUACUGUAUUCAGUAAUUAAACAUAAUUAUCUGCUUAAUGUUAUAUAGUAGAAAAAAUACAUUGUGCUUUGCAUUAUAUUAUAUUUCUGAACAAUUUUAAUGUUUAUGGUUUCACAGACCUGCCAACUCACCCGAUCCUGUUGGGUGUCGUCUGAUAUUUAAACAAAUCUCCAGUUAUCCCGAUCGAAUGUAAUUUUCACCCGAUUUCACAGGCCACCCCCUCCCCAAAAAUACUCUGAUUUAUGCAUAAUUUGAUUGAUUUGAUCGUUAUUAUUGAAUGUAUUCGCCGCCUGCUCGCUUCGUGGUGCAAUAAACAAGCAGCCGUUUUUAAUUCGCCACCAACCGCCAAUGAUUUGUAGUGACGUGACUUUUUUGGUAUCUUGCAUCCUCUUUGUUAAUUCUGGAAACCUCCAGAUUUUUUUGUGAUCCUUAAAAAAAUCUCCAGAUUUUCAUGACCCAAGGGUUGGCAGGUCUGGUAUUAGGAGGUGAUCGAGGCAGGCAGAAAGCUUCAUUUGAGAAUCUAUGGUGAGAUGGAAUGGUUUGAGAAAGGUGACCCUCAUUAAUAUUUGGGGUUUAUGGUGCUUAUCCAUUGUAAUUUCUUAUAUACACAACUUCACAUUUAGUUAAAGGUUUUCUUCUGUUUCAAAGGGUGGGGCAAUUUGCCCCUUUUUUUAUCCCAUGGAUCUGCCAAUGGUAUAUUUUGUCCAUACCGUUUUAAAGUGACCAAUAUAUACAGAUGAAUCUGUAUUUUUCAUUUGCUAGAAAAGUUGAUGUCAACUAGGUAUCAGUAUUGCUAUUAAUAGCCUUGAAAUUGCUAUGUAAAAUUGUGUGAAUUGCUUAGUUGGGAAUGUAAAACAGGGAGGGGGAGGGGUGAUAUAUAUAUGUAUAUAUACGUUUUACCGGCAAAACCUAUUUCUUACUUAGUUCUGGUCACAUUUUCUGUAUGCAUUACUCGCUAUAUAAUUACAUUUUUAUUUUAACUAUAAUCAGUUUUCCUUCAAUAAAUUCAUCAGGUUUAUAGAUUAAUUUAACAGGUUGAUAACAACAAAACUAAAAUAGUGAAUAGUUAAUAGUCAGAUGUGACUUAACUAUUUCGCUUUCUGUUAAAAUUAUGUUUUCAGACCAUUUUUUAUAAGUACUGUACACAAAUCCACAUUGUUUCUGAUAUACUGUAAAUAACUUGGAAACAAGUUUCUGGGUACUCGCUGCAUUGUAUGACCGUCAUACAACCGACAACUCCAACUCCGUUCCCUGUAAAUUCUAGAAAUCUUCAUUAAAAACAAUCCAUUGUGAACACGUCAUGGCAUUUUGUUCUUGAUAGAAUCGUGUUGGGCAAGUGCCUGGCUUACGUAUUUAAAAAAGCUUUAAAUACAAACUAGAUUCUUAAGUGGAUUUGUGAUACAAUAAAUUUAAAAACGACCAGAAUGCAUUUUACGUGAACAUUUUUGUCUACAAAUUGUGUAAAUAAAUUGCAAUUUUUAGCAGUUUUUCUGAAAAUGCAUUGUGAAGCUACAAACAUAAAUUUUAAAAGAUUAUGAAAUGUUACUGUUAAAAGUAUUAGUCGUGGGUGUAUGAAAUACAUGCAGUAUAGGUCUUGCAACGGAAUGAAGCAACGCUCCUAUUUGAUAAUUUUACUCAAUUGUGUCAUCGUUUGGGCUUGCAUGUUUUAGGUUUUGCGCAUGGAUACAUUCUGUUAAAAGAUGUGUGAGGUAUUAGCAUAGGCUUGGUACAUUAAUCUUUGUAAAUUUAUCGAAUCAAUCUUUUCGCAUUGGACUUUCUGCUCAAGAAAAAAAAAAACAGAGUGGUUAAUCUUUGGGUAAUUUAAUCGUUGAAGCUGCGUUGAAUGACAGUUGUAUAACCGUUGGUCUAUGAAUCCAAUUCAGCUUUCUGUGAGCGCUAACGACGCCGUCUAAAUGGAUCAUUAUUAAUAACGUUCUGUUGCGCUUGCAUCAUGUUCUCCAUAGAAUCACAUUGGCCAACGUCCAUCGGACGCUGUGAGUGCAAUUUGGUCUUUGAAUGACAUUCAUACAAAGUAGAUAAAAAAUACAGUACACAUUUAAAUUUAGUGUAUUGCCUUUGAGGAAAUUGGUCUUAAAGCAAGUGACCAAACUGUUAUACAACCAUAAAAUACAAGUACCAUACUGUUUCAGACAUGCUCAAAAUUUCAUGAAAAUAAUCCCAAUAUCUUGUCAAUGAUUCACCUCAUUUUAUGGCAAGACCUCACAUUAGUGUUGAUUGGAUUGUAUUUAUUCUAAUAAAGUAACAUUUCCCAAAUA